This is a messenger RNA of Candidozyma haemuli, 2598 nucleotides long. RefSeq lists its product as uncharacterized. Lineage: Eukaryota; Fungi; Ascomycota; Pichiomycetes; Serinales; Metschnikowiaceae. Gene Ontology annotation, biological process: intracellular protein transport; activation of GTPase activity. The record is from RefSeq and is a predicted model, not a curated record. Gene Ontology annotation, molecular function: GTPase activator activity. Gene Ontology annotation, cellular component: outer membrane. The transcript is spliced from 3 exons. The coding region runs from base 1 to 2598 and encodes 865 amino acids.
AUGACGUCCACCGCUGGUGACUUACUGUCUCAAAUCCUCAAGCAAGAUGCAUUGCAAUACUCUUCAACACGCCCCGUUUACUUGAGCAACGUUGAAGUGACUGGUGGUGAUUAUCUCCUGAGGCAGUUUUUUUCCAAGUUAUUGUACCCGUUGGUCGACAAAAGUGACUACACCUUAGGUCAAUUAUUGCAUUCUGUGGAUAAAAGCCAGGACAACUUACUUAAGACCAAUGUGUUCAGAUCUGUGAAGCCAUCAUUGCAUGUUGAUUACUUGCAUCCGGUUCCAGAAGCAUCAACAAACUACAAUAGAGAAAAACUGAUUCCGACGAAAGUCAUCUUCGACUUAGAAGGAGAACCUUCUGUUGGAGGUAAUGCUGCGUUGGGAUUCAACACAGAAGACAAUUUAGAAGUGGAUUUGGGGUACUUGAAUAACAAUUUUAACCGUAAUGCUGAGUUGAUUAAUGUUGGCGUUAAUUAUAGACCAUAUAAGCCUUCAGAGCAUCUUAUCUCAUCCUUGAAGUUUGCCUCAAACUUACGUGAUCCAACAUACAAAUUUGUUCUUGAUUUAUAUCACUCGCAAUGCAAUAACCAGUCAUGGCAACUAAAUUCAGUCAAGAAAUCUGGGGGAACUAUUGGAGUUUCAUAUGGAAAUCGCAGUGAUCUGCUCUCUGCUUUCUCUGGUUUGGCCUUGACAAAGAGAACCGCGUACGAUAUUGAUGAUGGAGCUGCAGAUUCUGUCAAGUAUUUCGCUGGUAACUUCAUCAAGCUGUCCAUUAUAAACCGUUUGGCCUAUAGAAAUGUCUCGUAUUACGAUCAGUUACAUCAGGUGUAUCCCGAGAAUGGCUUCGCUGCUCUUUUGUCGAACGAAAUUAGCUCAGAUCAAGAGCAAGAGGAAGGUGCACUGGGUCUGACAUUUUUUGUCAAACUGGCUCUUUCGCUUAAUUUGUACAAAUCCUUCUUCAAGAACUCUGUCACUGCUCACGUUUUUAAUGAGGCAGGAAAUAUUUACAUUUCGGGUUCGGAAAGCUCGGAUGUGCUUCACUUAUCAGAUAAGUUUUACUUGGGAGGAUACAAAUCAUUCAAAGGCUUUGCAAGAAAUAGUGUGAACACCGAAGGAGGCCUGCAAUUCUACAGGACAGGCUUCACUGUUUACAGUAGACUUCCUGAGUUUGUUCAGCGCAAGAGGACGGAGGGCAGCCCUCUUCGUUUCUAUGCAACAGGACUUGUUGGAAAUGUUGGCGACGAUGUCUUGAAGAGUAGCACAGGGGCGGCAUUGAGCGGCGGUGUUGGUCUCAAAUACUUCAACGAAUGGGUGGAUUUUGAUAUCGGGUAUUUUACGUCUCGGAGAUACCGUUCGUCAGAUGCUGCUGGUUUCAGAGAAUGGGAAAGCAAGUUGUCACUGUCUCGCAUUAUAUAUCACAGGCUUCGACAAGAGAAAGAUAUGGCUGUGCCAUGGCACCUUCUAGAGGAGGACAAUGAGUUUUACUUACUUCCGCAAAGAAGUAUGAAAAAUGUCCGCUCCCACCAUGUCAGACCAACACCUACUCAACUUCACCGAAUUGAAAAUGUUACCAAUGAUCCUUUGGCAAUGCCUGAAAAUGACUUGGAAUCUUUAGAUCCCGCACCUUUAUCGCAUUCUCUGCUUGAUCGAGAUGCCGAACUUCUCGUAUCCAUCGUGAUGGACGUCCAGAGACUUUUUCCAGGUGAAAAGUUCUUCCACGACAUGUCGGAUAAUUCUAUAACCCAUAAGAGGCAGAUAAUUACGGUUCUUUUUGUUUGGUCAAAAUGCAACCCUCACGUCGGAUACAAGCAAGGCAUUCAUGAGGUUUUAGGGCUCAUUUUCCUCAACUUCAAGAAGGAACUGGUUCAGCUUCCAAAUACAAAUACAAUGUCACCAGACGAGCGUCAGAUUCUACUGCUCUUUGAUGAAAAAUAUCUUGAGCACGAUUUAUUUGCUACAUUUAAUAAGUUCACAGUGACCAGCGGUGUUGUUCUGCAAUUUUACUCCAGUGAAACGGCGCUUAUGUCCUCAAUCAACGUUUUCAACGUAUAUCUCAUGAAAGUUGACCAGCUCAUACACUACAACUUAAUCACGAAGCUUAGACUAGAGUCUCAGCUCUGGAUUAUCCGAUACUUGAGGCUUCUUCUAUUACGUGAGCUAGGGAAUGACUUAGAGGUUCCUUCAUUAUUGUGGGAUAAGUUAGCUGCAAUCGAUACACACGCUGGUCUGAGCCCCAUUCCUGACACAAUAACCUUCCUAGUUGUUGUUUUAUUGGUGCACAUAAAAUCUGAAUUGGUUUUAUGUGAUUUUUCAGAAGCGUUGUCCUUGCUUCUUCACUACCCUAUCGAGGCAAAGCUAAGGCAAAAUCCGGCGUUCAUGGAUCUGGUUCUUCAGGAUGCCUUACGCUUGACUGAAUACAAAAAGAAUGAUAUGAAACUCUACGAGUACGGCCGCAAGAUGAAUAAGAAGUACAACAACAAUAUCAAGGUCACGUUAGGCUACACCCUGUCACCUAGUGGCUCUGUGAGCCCGUCAAUACUCAUAAAUGUCCGCCGGAUCCUAAGGCGGAAAGAAUGGCUUUUGAAAAAUAUAGACUAG